Molecule: messenger RNA, 2004 nt
Organism: Trichoderma gamsii
Lineage: Eukaryota; Fungi; Ascomycota; Sordariomycetes; Hypocreales; Hypocreaceae
Exons: 3
Coding region: 1-2004 (667 amino acids)
Molecular function (GO): oxidoreductase activity
Source: RefSeq, a predicted model, not a curated record
AUGCCGUUUAUUCCUCUGGAACCUGCCAGUGUGCAGCUACAGCCUCAGAAUGUGAAGCGAGGCGUUAUGGAUCUGAACUCUAUGAAGCCUCAGGGUCAUGGAAAAAUGAGCCUCUUGCUCAAGGCUGCAGACUCAGAUGUGGUGACCCAAAAGCGCAAGUCUUCUGCGGGAUUGCACCCACCGCCGCCCAAGUCUGUAGCAGAAAAGGCUGCUGCAGCGACUGUCGUGCUGAACCGCUAUCGUAUUGAGUACCAGAAUGAUUGGGAUAUGCCAGCAUCAAUAAUAGGCUCAAAAGAACUUAUUGAGGGAUUCAUUAAUCGAAAUGAGUCAAUUGAACUUGUCUUACCGGCGUUCCCUUUCAAGUCUUCCAAUAAGUCGCAAAAGGUCCUUGGUUCACUUCCAGAUGAAGCCGAACGUAUUUCAUUACUGCAUCUCAAUGGACUUUGUGAAUCCAUCAAGGAAGUAACAGAAACUGACUGUUAUCUCACAAUCAUCUCCGACGGUAUUUCAUAUAACGACCUCUUAGACGUCUCUGAUAGUGAAGUGUGGAUAUAUGGUCAGACGCUACGCUCUAUGGCUCAGGAAAUAGGAUGCAGUAACAUCCGGUUUCUACGCAUUUAUGAGCUGUUAGGGUCAGAGUAUAGUCACCUAACUACAUUAACAGAGGAAGAGUAUCUUUACAUGGUUCCUGACUUUCGAAAAGGACUGGAAAGUCAUCUGCCUGAAGGAUAUAACGUUGCGGAAGAAAUCUUACAUAAUGCGGACGUAACUGCUACGUACCGCGGCUAUAAGAAAUUCCUAGAGACUGAGCGAGAUACUAAGCUUACAAGCGGUCGCUCAAGAGCCGAUAAAGAAAACGCGGAGAUUGCUAAACGGAUGUUAAAUCGCGGCAAAGCUUUUGCGCAAGCUAUCAAAAAGAGGUUUCCAGUCGCUAUCCGUCUGUCAAUCCAUCCGUCUACAGAUGUUGACAAAAUCUCUAUUACGCUAUUACCACAAGAUAACGAGGUGCCUAUGACGCCCUGGCAUGGCGCUGUUAUGCGUAAAGUUAACGGAACAAUUACUAUGACACAUGCCAAUAAAGUUCUGGCCAUAUCUCACGAAAUUGUUUACCAGAACGGCCGUCCUAUGUACUUCCGAGAACGAUCUGAUCUCUUCUCAUGGAAUGAAAAGGACCUCGAAUUUGAGUAUCUUUACCCCACGGGCAUAAUGGUUCGACCACAAAAUCCUGCUAAAAACGCUCUCUCCACUGUUGAUAUGCAAAAAGUUCGCCAAUUAUCUGAGCUAUGCUCUCCUGUUAUUCUCCGUGGCUUCACCAACACUAGGGACCGUCGCGCCUUUACUGCUAAAGCAUAUGAUCUCGGCACAGUCUUGCCCUGGAAGUCAGGCAUCAUCCAGGAAGUCAAAGACGAGCGCAAUUCCGACGCCUCGAGCAAUAGUGUUGUCUCAAAAGAGGCUAUGCCCAUGCACUUUGACGGCAUGUUCAAGCUCAAAACGGUCAAAGACGAGAAAACAGGAGAAGACAAGCAGGUAUCCGACGUUCCGCGCUUUCAAUAUUUCGUCUGCCAGGCCGCCGCGCCUUUAGGACACGGCUAUACUCUAUUCUCGUCUUCAAACCAAUUUACUCGCUACCUACCGCAAUCUUAUAAUCUUAAGAAACUACUCAAAAUCCGUUGGAGCACCCAUAGCCAUGGCUAUUUCCAGCAUAAUAUGAGCGAUAUCUCUCUAAUUGUGCCGCAUCCAUCGCUAGGGACGCCCUGUGUGCGUUGGCUUCAGCCAUGGCCUCGCUGGAGGACUGCUUAUAACUCGCAUGACAUUAGCAUUGACAAUGGCUCGCAGAAUCUCAUCUCUUUGAUUGACUCGAUCCUUUUUGAUCGCCGAGUCUGUCUUUAUUUUACCUGGGAAAAAGGCGAUGUUUUGGUGUCCGACAACUAUUCGAUGCUACACACUCGCACUGCAUUCAGGGGAGACUGUGACCGCGAGCUGUGGCGUAUCCAUGUUGACUAA